AUGAAAAAUGAUGGAACUCUGUUCAAUGAAACGUAUGGCGAAAUUUACCUACUUAUAUAUAGUGUACUUUUUGGUAAUGAUGUAAACAUAUAAAAGAGAUCAGGGCCCCGGAAGCACCGAGCAGUUUCGUUACGAUCGGAAGUCCAGUCGAGGUCUUGACCCGGCGUUGCCUAGUUACUGAAACACAAAUGUGGUGGAGUCGCCAUUGAAACCUGUCACAACUUCACAUCAUACCGAGAUUUUGGAAGAAAAGGGGCGUAACAUACUACUUUUCAUCAGUGACCUAGACACAUACAAAGAUGUCUGCCGCUGUCUCCCACUUCCCACUGGGUGCUAACAGACUUGAGGAUGAGAUCCGCACAGUGGCACAGACCAAGAGAGUGCGAGUCUCUGAGUUCUUCAAAGACUUUGACAGGCUCAGAUCUGGCUUCAUCACAGCCUCCCAAUUCAAGCGGUGUCUUGACCAGAACCUGGGUAUCCAGCUGACCCCGCAGGAUGAAGUCAUGCUGCUGGACAAGUAUGACCUGAAGAGGGAGGGCAUGGUCAACUACAGGCUCUUCACAGACGUCAUUGACCAAGCCUUCAAUCCAAAUGACAUGACUCCGACUCCCGAGGCUCAGGCUGUCACUCCCGUGGAGUUCCUGGGUACUCAGCGUUCCCUGCGGCCGCUGAGCCCGGGGUCUCAGCAGCGUGUGAGGGAUAUUCUGGAACGCAUGCAGCCGUUUUACAAGUACCACGGGAUCAACCUCAGAACCUCCUAUGAGGACUUUGACAGACACCACAUUGGGGUGGUUACCGAGAGCCAGUUUUACCGUAGCUUCCCUGGACCGCCCGACAUCACGGACGAUGAGAAGUACCUUCUGGCCUGUCGUUACGCCGACCCUGACAGACCAGGCCUGUGUAACUACCUGAACCUGCACCAUGACUUGGAACAGGUAGCCGAGGACCUGAGAGACCCAGGCAUCAGCCCACCUUCCGAUCCUCUCCCUACCUACGGAUGGUGGCCUGCAGAGGCACCAGCAGAUCCCGUCAUUCGCGAACUCUUCGAGAAAAUCCGCAAGGCUGUGUACAAGAAUGGCAUUCGUACCAUCGAGUUCUUCCGCGACCACGACAAGCUUCGGAGCGGGAUCAUCACCGAGAACCAGUUUGUUUGCGGCCUGGCCCUGGCGGUCGGGAAGGAGGCAAACCUGGCUCGCACCGAGAUCCAAAAACUUGCAGACUAUUACAAGACGGAGGACGGCAGGGUCAGAUACAGGGAGUUUUGCGACAUCAUGGAAAAUGCGUACAACGUGCCUGACCUGGAGAAGAAGCCGACUGUGGACCCAGUCCGACCACCUCGUGGGGCUCUGACACGGUCCUUGAACCCACUGACUCAAGAGGAGGAGAACAGGGUACAGGAGGUUCUUGAGGAAAUGAGAGAAACAGCUCGCAAAAGACGGCUCAUGAUGUACCCUUACUUCAAGGACUAUGAUCGGGGCAUUGCGUACACACGUAAUGUCACCAAGUCCCAGUUUGGUCGCAUCCUGCAUUUCCUGAGCCUGAACAUCAACCCUCCGGACUUCAAACUGCUCUGUCGGAAGUUUGAGGAACCCAUCAGUGGGGACGUCAACUACCCUGCCUUUGUACAGGCCGUGGAUAAAGAAUUCACAGGUUUCACAGUUGACCAGGAGUCGCCCAAACCAAUGGUCACCCCAGAGCUGGACAUCUCGACCCUUCCCAUCAACACCAGCCACGUCAACCUCGGCGAGGUCAUCGCCCGGAUCCGCCAUCACGCCGUCAUCAACCGUAUCCGGGUGGCGGAGUUCUUCCAGGACUUUGACCCGCUGAGGAGCGGUUCCAUCACCAAGCCCAUCUUCCGGAGGGGCCUGUGUCUGAUGGGGUUCCCUGACAUGCCGUCCGAUCAGUUUGCUGCGUUGGCAGAGCAUUACAUCGACCCCAAACAACCUGACAAGGUCGUGUGGACUCGCUUCCAUGAUGAGAUCGAAUCAGCUUUCACACAGAAGGGUUUAGAGAAGACUCCGACCCACGCGGUCCCUUCCACAGAGGUGUUCCAGAUGUCUAAGCCUGGCACCCUCCACUGGGAGGCCCAGGCUCCGGAUGACUGGAAGAGCGUCGUGGAUGCUGCCAUGCAUCGCAUGAGGGAGAAGGCUGCACAGAGGAGGCUGCUUUCCAAGCCUGUCUUUCAAGACUUUGACAGGCACAACUACGGAUACGUGACUCUCUCCCAGUUCCGCCAGUGUCUGACUUACCUGAGUCUUGAUGCCACUGAGGAAGAGGCAGCCGCCAUUGAGGCCAAGUUUUCUGAUAAAACUGGCUUCAACUACCUAAGAUUCCUUGCGGAGCUGCAGCCCACCCCUGCCCAAGAGAAGAUGUACGAGAAGCGACUGCAGGAGUUGACCCUGGUGAACCAGCAGAAGCAGCUGCCAGAGAUGAACGCAGCCCCCGACCUCGGAGGAGUCAUGUUCAAGAUCAAGGACAAGGUGGCAAAGGAGCGUACUCGUGUGUUGGAGUGGAUGCGAGACUACGACAAACUGCGUACGGGCCGCAUGAAGAAGAACUCCUUCAGACGUGCUUUGGACCUCUGCAAGUUCGAGCUGAAGCCCUCUGAAGUUGCUAUAUUGGAAAGAGAGUUCCAGUCCCCUGUAGACCCAGACUUUGUGGAGUACCUGAGGUUCUCUGAUGAGGUGGAGUCCAUCUUCACCAUCAAGGAGCUGGAGAAGAUGCCUGAGGUGACGCCGCAGCAGUUCAAGCCGCCGGUGGAGUGGCAGCUCAACGUCCUGUCUGAGGAGAACGAGGCCAUGGUCAAGGUCACCAUGGAAAGGAUUGCAGAGAAGGUCAAGAAACACCGUAUGCAGCUCUUCCCGCCUUUCGAAGACUUCGACCGCGUCAACAACGGCACCGUUUCUCGCUCCCAGUUCAAGAGAGUCCUGACGGAGCUGGAGCUGGGAAGUCUGGUCAACCAUCGCGAGUAUGUCUCCCUGUUCCAGAAGUUCAUGGUCCGAGUUGGAGGAAGGGAGGAUGUGAACUACAUUGCGUUCUGUGAAAUGGUUUACGCCAUCGCUGGAUUUGAGUGGAGAAAACCCUAAAAUCUCUUGUGUGUAGUAAAAGACUUUUUGUACACAGUGUUGUCAGGAGAAUUUCUAUGUAUCUAAUUAUUCAAGAAAAACAAAAAAGAAAAAAAAAAGAUUUGUGUCACCUUGCAGACUUCUGUUGUAUAAAAUGAAGCUCACUGUAAGUCUCAGAUAUAUGUUACAUGAUUGUGUCACAUUCAACUUCAGGUGUUAUCUGCCGGUCCGGUACUAUGGAUUCUCUGGGAUUGCAGAUAUGAGAUUUGCACAUUGUGCUGCUUUAUUUAUAUUUCUACAAACAAAGUAGAAAUGACUAAAACAAAUGUGUCAAAAGAGAUAUCCUGGUAUACUGUGAAAAAAUGCACUAUAAAAGUCUAGCUUUUGUGCCUUCAUAUCUGUUUCCGUCCGUGCCUUUUGCCAAUUAAACUUUGACAUUCCUUCAACAAUUUCUUUAAAUAAACCUCCAUGUGAAGCAUUUUGUCAUAGAUUUUGUACAUACAUUUCUGAAUUUUUGUAACAUUGAGUGAAAAUUACAUUUAGACAAAUUAGACUUCUUCCUCCAUGAAUGUUCAUACCAUUAAUUCUUUGUUAUCGAUGAACCUCAAAAUACUACCGGUAGUACUUGUUGUGUUUAUUAUCGGGUAACAAUAUGUAAAAGUAUGAUUGCUCAUAUUUUUUGUACUAAUCUUUUAACUAAUGUUUGUGUCAAAAGUUGCACCAUUUCAGUGAAGACUCCCUAACUUGUGUAUGCAUUUCUUGAAAAGUUGUCAUUUUUGCCAAUCCAGCAUUCACUUAUAUAGCACACAACUAUGAUCAAAUUAAUGUUAAACAGCAAUAAAGUUGUUACUCAAAGUGAGAAA
This is a messenger RNA of Branchiostoma belcheri (Belcher's lancelet), 3928 nucleotides long. RefSeq lists its product as uncharacterized. NCBI's taxonomy places the organism in Eukaryota, Metazoa, Chordata, Leptocardii, Amphioxiformes, Branchiostomatidae. The record is from RefSeq and is a predicted model, not a curated record. The coding region runs from base 300 to 3086 and encodes 928 amino acids. Gene Ontology annotation, molecular function: calcium ion binding. The transcript is spliced from 16 exons.